AUGGUGUUGUACCUCAACAUCAGAUUUGGGCUUGGAGUCGCCCUGCCGGAGGUUAUCACCUUUAUCCCCGAAGGAAACAUUUGCUUCUGGCGAGGUUUGGGUGGAUCGAUGAUGGUCAUGGAUCUAGAUCGCCGCAUGACUAUUGGUUAUGCCAUGAACAAAAUGGGACCAGGGGCCAUGGGCAACGCCAACGCCAAGGCUUACAUCGACGCGAUUUAUGAAAUCAUGGCGGAUAAGAAGCGGUCUGUGUCCUUGUGA
Penicillium roqueforti is the source of this 258-nucleotide messenger RNA. RefSeq lists its product as uncharacterized. The transcript has a single exon. The record is from RefSeq and is a predicted model, not a curated record. Lineage: Eukaryota; Fungi; Ascomycota; Eurotiomycetes; Eurotiales; Aspergillaceae. Bases 1 to 258 code for a protein of 85 amino acids.